AUGCUGAUGGACGAGUCGCCUAUGAACUGUCUCUCCUCGUCCAAGGAGACACUGGAUUACGAUGGUCUGUUUAACUGGACCAUGACCUAUCGAAUGAACAGCGACGUGCCCAUUCCGUAUGGUAGAACGAUAAGGAAAGCGUCGAGUCUUCAGUCGUCACUCUGGGAAGUCAACUUGAUGGAUUCCAAGACCAAGCUGCUCGCUGUAAUGAUCAGCCAUUGCGGUGGCAGGAACCAACGGAUGGACUAUAUAAAGGCGCUCAAGCCAUUGCUGCGGGAUCACUUGGAUAUAAUCGGCGGCUGUAUAAGUGGCAAUAGUACCAUCUGUCCUCGUCACUUCCACAAGGACUGCUCCGUCUUGAGCUCGUACAAAUUCUACCUGUCAUUUGAGAACUCCGACUGCCGGGAGUACAUGACGGAAAAGGUGUUUUGGAACGCGUUUCACAAGCACGCGGUCCCGAUAAUAAUGGGAGCUCCAUUAGAGGACUGCCGACGAUUGUUACCGCCAGGCUCCUACCUCCACCGCAUCCAAGCACUACUGUCGCAUCUGCGAGGCCCUGAAUUAUAA
Molecule: messenger RNA, 567 nt
Organism: Dinoponera quadriceps
Lineage: Eukaryota; Metazoa; Arthropoda; Insecta; Hymenoptera; Formicidae
Product: glycoprotein 3-alpha-L-fucosyltransferase A-like
Exons: 2
Coding region: 1-567 (188 amino acids)
Cellular component (GO): membrane
Molecular function (GO): alpha-(1->3)-fucosyltransferase activity
Source: RefSeq, a predicted model, not a curated record